ACUGUUUUCAUCAGUUCGUGGACGGCACUCGAAAGGUGAGGUACUGCCGGAGUGUUACUUCACCUUCUUGACUGGCACUGCGUACCCUGUUAUCUCAGCGUCGUCUGCUAAAUACAAAGACAGUUGUCGUAGAGAGAGUCAGCCACAACAGUGCCCUCGGAGUUCCCGGUGUGAGUGUGACCUGUAGUUAAGGGUGGUCGUGGCCCCAACCUCUUAAGAGUCAGGAGUCCUGUUGUCUCAGGACUCACCAGUGUUCUACCUCAGUGACACUCAGCCUAGAACAAGAAUCCUUACUGAGCCCUUGGACCACCACUACCAGGAGGAGCAGGAACACCACCCUCUGGAGGAGCCUGAGGUCCAUCAUGGUGGGUCGUAAGCCCCUGGUGGACGUGUUAGCGGCGCUGUUCGGUGUUGGAGCUUGGGUGGCUAUCAAUGGACUAUGGGUAGAGCUGCCGCUGCUAGUGGAUGCCCUCCCUGAGGGCUGGAACCUGCCCUCCUACCUCUCCGUCAUCAUCCAGAUCGCCAACGUUGGCCCCAUAGCGUACUCGGUGUUGAGCUCUGUGCGGCCAAGACAACGUCCGGCGCCUGUGGUGUACGGAGUGUUGGCUGUGGGGUGCAUCGCCUCCCUCCUGUUGUCGCUGCUAUGGCAGAAGACGUCGAUGUUGGGCGGGACGAAACACUCUACAGCACUACUCGCCCUCGUGUUCCUGCUGUCUCUUGUGGACUGCACCUCGUCAGUGCUCUUCAUGCCCUACAUGGCUGUAUGGCGGGAAAUCUACCUCGCCUCCUAUCUGGUAGGUGAGGGAAUGUCUGGACUGCUGCCGGCGUUGGUGGCUCUGGCUCAGGGCGUCGGAGGUAACGUCGAGUGUGAAAACGUGACCGUACCAAACGCCACUAAUGACUACGACACCGACUAUAUCUUACAACCUGUGCCACUCCACCCAAGAUUCAGCGUCACAUCUUUCUUUUACAUCCUAUUGUCCAUGAUGAUCGCGAGCGCCUUAGCCUUCACCUUCCUGGAACAUUUGCCCAACAUCAAGAGCGAGCGGACUACCUCGCCCUCGCCUACUGAUAGUGUAGCGGCGCUGGAAGCUUCCCACUCCAACACGCGGUUGAUGGAGAAUGUGGCAUCCAGUAAACAUGACCCUGGCAUGACCUCUCGGGCGUACUGGCUCAUGCUGGUGGGCCAAGCUUGGGCCUGCUGCCUCACCAACGGCGUCCUGCCAUCCAUACAAUCCUACUCCUGUGGCGCCUACGGUAACACGGCCUACCACCUAGCAGUGACGUUAUCAUCCCUGGCCAACCCGCUGGCGGCGUUAGUGACACUGAUGCUGCCCAGGAUACGAAGGUGGCAGCUGCUGAUGCUGGGCGCUUUUGGCUCACUAGUGGCGGCGUACAUCAUGGCCACUGCUGCCCUUAGCCCUCAACCGCCUCUCGUGGGCACCCAGGCUGGGGAGGCGCUCGUGGUAGUAGCGUGGAUUACAUUUACGGGUGUGAUGACGUUCGUCCGUGUAGAGAUUGCCAAUCAGAUGCGUGAGGAAGGUGCUCGAGCUCUCUUCUGGUGUGGGGCAGUUACUCAAGCUGGGUCAGCAGUGGGGGCCGUUACAACUUUCGUCCUGGUCAAUGUCUACAAUCUCUUCACACCAUACCACCCUUGCUAGUGACCACACUGUGAUAAUGUAAUGUAGGUACAGUGAUUGUAUUAAUGUACAGUAAUUAGAUAAAUUGCACUGUAUUACAGUUCAAUACAUAUUUGUAAUUCCAUAUGUGCCAUGCCAUUAGUUAUUAGCUGAAGUAAUCUUUUUAUUUUAGUCUUUGUAGUAAUUAUCUUGUAGUGCACUUACCUAAAGAGCAGCAAGUUUGCCUGUAACAGUUAACAUCUCUGAAAAGGUGCCCUUACACUAUAAGAAAUGCUUUACUGGGAGUAAAUUCUUCUCUGAUGUAAAGUUUAAGGUUUUCUUGCGAUUCAAAUAAUGUUGGUUUGUUUUUUUGUUAUACCUUUGUUAUUUCUAUGAGUUAUAUUUAUGUUGUUUCCCACUGUUAUAAUAAUAAGUUAAAAAGUAUCGGGUAACAAUUUUGAUUUAGGUCGUUAGGAUUACAUGUACAGUACAGUGCAGCCUUAGAUCUGUCUACUGAACCAGUUGACCACUUUGAGUCUACAAGGACUUUAUUGUAAUGUUUAUGUUAAAGUUUACCAAUACUCUUUUAAACAUUACUCAAAAUUUAUAUGAGCAUUUAAGAUUAGUCUUAUAAAGCAUGUUAAUUAUAGUACCUGUACAACAAUUUUUUAUCUGCACUACUGUAUGGAGUCAAAAGUUAGUCAGACAUGAAUCCUAACCUGAUAUUUUCAGUUCACCCAUUACAUUGGAAACCUGAUGUAGUCGGAAUCAAUCCUUCAAAUUAUUCUUCUUGUACCCUCUAGCUAACAAAGUUCAGGGGAUCAUACUCCUAGCAAGUGAAGUUUAGGGUACAGUAUAAUUUCUUCAUCCUAACUACAUUUCCACAUCACUAGAUUUUAUUCAGUUAUCAAGAAACUCCACUGAUACAGUAUUAUUCAUUUAAAGAUCAAAGGUUACUUGUGCUAGCUCAAUGCCAGAGGGUGUUUGCAACCAUGAUACAUGUCAGGGAUACCACAAGCAGAGGAAACUUUGUGGUACCUAUUAUGUUUAAAGGAUUAAUAAGGUCUUCAGAGGAGGACAUUCUUUGAUUGUUGAAAGGUCUUUGACAGCGUAUUCCUCUUCCCCUUAAUGUCACAGAAGGAUUGCAUGAAAAUGAAAAUACAGUUGCAAUCAAAAUUUAAGAGGAUAUUCAACAAUAGGGUACAGUCUGCUUGGAAGUUUUACAAGUACAAAAACAUUUUAGAACAAAUUGGAAUAAAUUUUUAUUAACAGAA
Messenger RNA from Homarus americanus (American lobster), 2893 nucleotides. RefSeq names its product solute carrier family 52, riboflavin transporter, member 3-B-like. Gene Ontology annotation, biological process: riboflavin transport. Gene Ontology annotation, molecular function: riboflavin transmembrane transporter activity. The coding region runs from base 363 to 1661 and encodes 432 amino acids. The transcript is spliced from 5 exons. The record is from RefSeq and is a predicted model, not a curated record. NCBI's taxonomy places the organism in Eukaryota, Metazoa, Arthropoda, Malacostraca, Decapoda, Nephropidae. Gene Ontology annotation, cellular component: plasma membrane.